GCUCAGCCCUCCAAUCAAUCGCACAGACGCGGCGCGCGACGCGCUCGGAGAUGACGCUUCCAAAGACCCAGCGCAUAUAUCGACUCCACAACUGCGAAACCUCUUCUGCUGAUCAGCACGACCCUAAAAAAUGACAUAUCUGGGACCCUCUGAUAUUCUGCAUUCGGGAUUGUUGUCGUUGACCUAAACGUUUGCGCAGUUUGUAAAAGUUAAUUCUGAUUUGAAGAGCAAGUAUGAACGAGAAGAGGCGACCAGAGUUGCGGCGACUCUCUUUCGUGGGAUAAAAAUCGCUUGUGGAUUAAAACACGAAUUCAUGAGGAAUUUAGGAGACGGGGAGAACGAAGACCGGGCACAGCGCUUCCUCCUUCGGAACUGACUGAUCAUGGUCGCAGUGGUCCGCGCUUUCACGGUGCUGUUGCUCGGUCAGGUGUUACUGGGAGGUGCCGCUGGACUCAUUCCCGAGAUCGACCGACGGAAAUACGGUGAUCCGGGGAGACACGCGCCGGAGCGCACCAACACGAACUUCCUUAACGAGUUCGAGCUUCGCCUGCUCAAUAUGUUCGGACUGAAGCGGAGACCCACGCCGAGCAAAUCGGCCGUGGUCCCCCAGUACAUGCUGGACCUGUAUUACAUGCACACCGAGAGCGAUGACCCGCAAACCCGACGCCCGAGGAGCGCAAUGGGGAAGCACGCAGAACGCGCGGCGAGCAAAGCAAACACAAUCCGGAGCUUUCAUCACGAAGAGGCUUUGGAGGCACUGGCCAGCUUGAAGGGAAAAACAACGCAGCAGUUUUUCUUCAACCUCACCUCCGUUCCCGUCGAGGAGCUGAUCUCGGCCGCCGAGCUGCGGAUUUUCAGGGACCAGGUUCUUGACGACGCCUCCCCGGGCAACAGCAGCAGCACGGCGGGGGGCUUCCACCGAAUUAACAUUUACGAGGUGUUCAGGCCAGCCCUGGAGCCCUCCAAAGAACCCAUUACUAGACUUCUCGACACCCGCCUGGUGCAGGACUCUCACACGCGCUGGGAAAGCUUUGACGUGGGCUCCGCCGUGGCGCACUGGGCGGGCGACUCCAGGCACAACCACGGGCUUCUGGUGGAGGUGCUUCAUCCGGGGGACUCGGAGGCGGGAGAGGAGGUGCGGAGGAGGCACGUGAGGGUGAGCAGAUCCCUUCAUGGUGACAAGGACUCGUGGGCGCAGGCCCGGCCCCUGCUGGUGACCUACAGCCACGACGGUCAGGGCACCGCCGUCCUGCAUUCGAACAGGGAGAAGCGGCAGGCACGGCAAAGGCCGAAGCAGCGUCGGAAACAUCACCCGCGCACGAACUGCAGGCGGCACCCCCUUUAUGUGGACUUUAGUGACGUGGGCUGGAACGAGUGGAUCGUGGCGCCGCCCGGGUACCACGCGUUCUAUUGCCACGGCGAGUGUCCCUUUCCGCUGUCGGACCACCUCAACUCCACCAAUCACGCCAUCGUCCAGACGCUGGUGAACUCCGUCAAUUCCAACAUCCCCCGAGCCUGCUGCGUACCGACGGAACUCAGCCCCAUAUCUCUGCUCUACCUGGACGAGUAUGAGAAAGUCAUUUUGAAAAACUACCAGGACAUGGUGGUGGAGGGCUGCGGGUGCAGAUGAGAACGGAAUCUCCCCAAUGAAGACUUUUAUUUAUACGACAGAACUUAAAGAGCUAUUUUGGAGGAAGAAAAAUAUAUAUGAAUAUAUUUAUGUUGACCGAAAGAAAUGGGAAAAUAAAUAUUUUAAUGAGAGUGCUUGCUUUUCCAGUGGUUUCGAAGAGGUUUUUUGGUCCCAUGUACAUUUCAAAAGAAGUGCAAUAGCACAUGAAGUAUAAUGCUAAGAUUUUUAUGAUGUAUUUAUUGCAUAACCACUUUAUUUGUAAAUGAUGUGUAUUUAUCAUGAAAAAUAUAUGAUCUUCUUUCAGUGCAUCUGGGAAUACAUUAUUUGAAACCA
Molecule: messenger RNA, 1963 nt
Organism: Triplophysa dalaica
Lineage: Eukaryota; Metazoa; Chordata; Actinopteri; Cypriniformes; Nemacheilidae
Gene: bmp2b
Product: bone morphogenetic protein 2b
Exons: 3
Coding region: 383-1630 (415 amino acids)
Biological process (GO): SMAD protein signal transduction; BMP signaling pathway; negative regulation of transcription by RNA polymerase II
Cellular component (GO): extracellular region
Molecular function (GO): growth factor activity; BMP receptor binding; cytokine activity
Source: RefSeq, a predicted model, not a curated record